AUGGCAACACUAGACAUGCUAAAAACUCCUUUAGAAAUGAAUGAUUUGUUACCAAUAUUCAUUAAGAAUUUGCUUGGACUUCGGUAUACAUUGCUGUCACUUAAUAAUAAAAUUUUAAGCAUCACAAGAGCACAAAGAGAAUGUAAUCAAUACCCUCCUCCCUUUAUUAUCACUUCUAAUACUUCUGAGAUUAAAUGGCAAAAAUGCUAUAUUUGA
Molecule: messenger RNA, 216 nt
Organism: Funneliformis mosseae
Lineage: Eukaryota; Fungi; Glomeromycota; Glomeromycetes; Glomerales; Glomeraceae
Source: the annotation of a GenBank genome assembly